Messenger RNA from Athene cunicularia (burrowing owl), 2163 nucleotides. It is a transcript of the gene DCAKD, whose product is annotated as dephospho-CoA kinase domain containing. Gene Ontology annotation, molecular function: ATP binding; dephospho-CoA kinase activity. The record is from RefSeq and is a predicted model, not a curated record. Gene Ontology annotation, biological process: coenzyme A biosynthetic process. Lineage: Eukaryota; Metazoa; Chordata; Aves; Strigiformes; Strigidae. The coding region runs from base 663 to 1352 and encodes 229 amino acids. The transcript is spliced from 7 exons.
CCUGACCGUGUCCCAGGCCCUGGGCAGGAGCUACGGGGACCCGCCGGGUUUGGGGAGGCCGCGGGGUGGCCACGGCCGGGCCUGGGCUCGGGACCGCCAGGAAAGCGCCGUUAUGCAGCCAGGGCCCAGUCCGGCAGGAACUGUCAGCACGGCCGGUACCAGCCAGAGGGCCCAGGGGCUGGGGCAUGGUGGCAGUUGUGCUGGUGGGUUUUCCCCACCAGGCUAGCGAUGUAUUUUAUGAUUUCUUUUUUUUCUCAUUGCAGCCCCCUCAAGCCAAACACCAGUUUGUCAGUGUGCCAGGCCCCGUCAGAGUCAAGGAUGGAAGCAAGGAGCAGGACUGGGCCCUGUGACAGCACAAAUGUUUUCAAACCCCGUUUGGAUGUGGUUUCUAGAGUAACCCUUCCAAGUGCACUUUUACCCCUGCCAUAAUUCUCCCAGCAAGCUGCCUGCCUGCAGAGGAAAAAGGAAGCAGUGCUGUGUUUUUAUGCACCUUCAGCCGUCCUGCAGGCCCGUGUUCCUGACUGCUGCCAUUGGGCGCAAGGUGGCUGGUCCCUGUUGGUGGGGGUCGGUGUGGGCAGUAGGUGCCUGGUUCCUGUGUGUGCAGAGUUUUUUGGGAGCUGGUGGCCACAGUGUCUGGAGAGAGGUGUCAGAACCAGAGCACAAUGUUCCUGGUCGGACUCUCGGGUGGAAUCGCGUCAGGGAAGAGCACGGUGGUGGCCGUACUCCGGGAACUGGGCUGUGCUGUGAUUGAUGCCGAUGUUAUUGCCAGAGAGGUGGUGCAGCCCCACUUCAAGGCCUAUCGGCAGAUCGUGCGUUACUUUGGCACCGAGAUUCUCUUGGAGAAUGGAGAGAUAAAUCGUGAGGCUCUAGCAAACAUUAUCUUCUCCCACCCGGAGAAACGGCAGCUGCUGAACUCCAUCACCCACCCGGAGAUCCAGAAGGAGAUGCUGAAGCAGAUCUUGAAGCACUUUGUGCUAGGCUGCCGCUACGUGAUCCUCGACAUCCCUCUGCUCUUUGAGACCAACAGAUUGACCAAGUUUAUGAAAUACACAGUCUUGGUUUAUUGUGACCCGCCGACGCAGCUGUCCCGGCUGAGGAAGAGGAACGGGCUGUCCCAGGCUGAGGCAGAAGCUCGCAUCGCCUCCCAGCUGCCGCUGGACGAGAAACGCAAGUUAGCAACUCAUGUCAUUGACAACUCCGGGGAGUGGGAGAGCACGCGCCGGCAGGUCCUGAGCCUGCACGCCCACCUCGAGGCUUCCCUGGAUUUCCUCUGGGCACGGCUGGCAGCGGGCACGGUUGUAGUCGGGCUCGGAGGGCUGGUGUACCUUCUCCUCCAGCAUUUCAUCUCUUAAUUCACCUUUUCCUUUUUGUCAUGGAAGAGGCCUGAAUUUCCAGGUUUGAAAAGGGCAGUGAAAGGCCACCUCUUUUAAUGAGCUUUGCCAGCUGAAUGCAGACAGUGAGAUGAAGCGUCUCCUUGCCGACUCCCCAAGGUGAAUGUAGUGGGGCUUUUUCUGGCAUCAUCUCCCCUCCUUUCUUCCUGCUCAGCUUCUUACCCCCCAGCUGUGCCCAUGGGGUGGGAUGUUCCCCUUGCAUGGCUGCGGCCCACGGAGGGGACGAGGCCCUCUGUCCCCGGUGGGUACAUACAGUGGGACUACAGUGAAUUUAGGCUCUUUAAUGCCCUCCAGGACAAUCUCUUCACUGGGGGAAUAGGUGACCUCUCGAGUCCUGUUUCUGUGAGCCCGUUGAUCCCUCACAGCCCUGGCUAAUAUGAAUUUAGAUAUGGAAUUUUCCUUUCUUUCAUGUUGAUUUAAUGGAAAUGUGUUAAAUCUGCCUGUCCAGGGACAGACAGCACCUCAUUUCCCAUGGGUUAGGGGUUCAGCUGGCUGCUCGCCCUCACUCCUGCACCCUCUUUCUGUGAUCAACACUUGUGGGUCACCCUUGGCUUUGGAUCUGAGGGUCUGCUACAUCCCCAGGGCAGGCUGAGACCCAGGACCUGCCUUGCUGAAACUCAUUUACUGCUGUUUGAGUUUUCUUUUGGCAGCAGUUUCCCUGUGGGAGAGCACGAGUUGGGGCGAAGCGGGUGCUGGCUCUUCACGUUUGUUUUAAUAAAGUGCUAAGCAGCAGCUGGCUCCCUGCGGCUCUGCAACCUGCAGGCUGUGAGCG